GAACGGACCCCCCCGCGCGCUUCAGCAAAGUGGUUGCGCCCACUCAUUUACUUCCUGCUUCAUGGUUCCUUCUUCCAUGGCAAUCUCAGCUGUAAACGUACGAAUAAGUCUGUCAUAGUUGUACAGAUACAGUGACAACAUAACUGGCUGAAUUAAAGCCCUGUGUAAAAGGAAAGCACACACAGGCCUCCUACCUUGAAGACCUGAAAUGGCCUACUCACAGAUCCGCCUGAAAAUCCUCCCCAGCGUUCGCUGCUUCUUUGAUAAACUGGUACAGGUGAAAGUGGAGGGACUCGCUCCUCACAGACCGGUUGAGCUGAGAUCCAAACUAGUCGAUGACAGAGGGAUUGUUUUCAAGGCUUCUGCCCAAUACAAAGCAGAUGAAGCUGGACAGGUGGACGUCUCCCGUGCACCCUCUCUAGGAGGAAGCUACACCGGAGUGGAGCCCAUGGGUUUGUUCUGGUCCCUUGCAUCAGAGACUCCCCACAGUAAAGUUCUGAAGAAGAACGUGCUCACCCCAACACAGGUACAGAUAGAAGCACUGAGUGGAGACACUGGUGAGCUCUUAGCGUCUGAAACCAACGAGAGAGAAUACAUGACGGAGGGGAUGAAGAGGAUACCUGUGGAAGAGGGAAGAAUACGAGGAGUUCUUUUCGUACCACCAGGAAAGGGUCCAUUCCCAGGAAUAGUGGAUCUGUACACAUUUGGUGGAGGUCUCACUGAGCCCAGAGCCAGUCUCCUGGCCAAUAAAGGUUUUGUUGUUCUGGCACUGGCCUAUCUUGGCUACGGUGAUUUACCCAAAAAAGUCUCAAAGUUUGACUUGGAGUAUUUUGAAGAGGCUGUAACUUAUCUUAGGAGACAACCACAGGUCACAGGUCCUGGCAUUGGCAUCAUAUCGAUCUCUCACAGUGGUGGUAUCGCUUUGUCCAUGUCUUCAUUCCUCUCUGGGAUCUCUGCAACCAUCUGUAUUAAUGCCUGCAAUGCAAACACGGUGAUUCCAUUACACUACAAAGACAUUGUCAUACCCCCGCUUUAUCCGGUCGUAGAGAACAUAAAAUUCUUAGAUUCUGGGAUUCUGGAUAUACGCGAUGCUCUACCAGACCCGUCUUUGGAAGAGAACAGAGCGUCUUUGAUUCCAGUAGAACGUGCCAGCUGCCAGUUCCUCUUUGCUGUUUCUGAAGACGACCACAACUGGAACAGUAUGUUUUUCGCCAAGCAAGCCGUGGAAACACUCAGAAAACACGGGAAAAAGACCUACGAGCUGGUUACAUAUCCAAAAGCUGGGCACUUUUUGGAAGUCCCUCACAUGCCUUAUUGUGGAUCUACAUUUCACAGAGCGGUAGGGACCCCCGUGGUGUUUGGUGGGGAGCCAAAAGCCCACUCAGAAGCUCAGAUGGACCUGUGGGAACGAGUCCAGGAGUUCUUCAAGAGCCACUUAGUCAACAAGAGUGCUUGUUAGCAAGCAAUGCUGCAUCAAGUGUAACAAGCAUCCUAGAGCUCCAAGCAUCCUAGAGCUGCCAUCUUCAGCCAUGCUUGACCUCGCCUUUAGUUUCUAAUGAAUUAAGUUUUCUGAAGAGCGUUCAAUGGUACUGUAGUAUCACCGUCUUCCAACAAUCUCAGUAUGCCUUUAUAAGCUUUAAUGUUGUUCACACAACACUGAAGUAUUAAUUCAGAUAUGAUUCUUUUUUCACAGCAGAUAUUUGUACUUA
Messenger RNA from Notolabrus celidotus (New Zealand spotty), 1709 nucleotides. It is a transcript of the gene acot20, whose product is annotated as acyl-CoA thioesterase 20. The transcript has 4 exons. Bases 209 to 1459 code for a protein of 416 amino acids. NCBI's taxonomy places the organism in Eukaryota, Metazoa, Chordata, Actinopteri, Labriformes, Labridae. Gene Ontology annotation, molecular function: fatty acyl-CoA hydrolase activity. The record is from RefSeq and is a predicted model, not a curated record. Gene Ontology annotation, biological process: fatty acid metabolic process; acyl-CoA metabolic process.